UUUUAAAUUAAAUUCGGUCUUAUCCAUCAUCCCGUUGAUAAAUAUUAAAAUCUGGUUUCAUGAGACUUCCACAAUUUCAUUCUUUGGACCGUGUAGAAGCUUCGAUCGGAGCCAAGACGACAUGAGUGACGGUCCUAAAUAUGCAAAUGUCAUUUCUUACGUCACAAAUUUUUACGAGUCACCAUUUUUUUUGGAACCUUCCUUCAGUAUUUUCCGACGGAAUGACUGACACCCAAUCACAUGUCUGAAUUACGAAAUUCCAAGGAAAUAAACUCCAACUAUGGACCCCACUCUCAGUUUCUUCCUUUCUCCUUCCUCUCUCUUUUAACCCACCCCCACUUCCUUCGCUCUCUCAUCCCUCCAAAUGGUCCUUCUCUCGCCAUGUCGUACGCCGCCAAGCAUGGAAUCAUGUCUCUUCUUGUCUUCUUCUUGCUCCUCCUCUCUCCGCCUCCUUCCGCCGCCCAACCCACCGACCCAAACGACGAGCUUUACCCUUCCAUGCGUUUUAGCCCUUCCAUGGCCAUAAUCGUUGUCGUUUUGAUAGCUGCUUUGUUCUUUAUGGGUAUUUUCGCAAUUUACAUUCGGAGCUGCUCCUCAGUCAACUCCAAUGGAAGCAGCGUCAUCCCUUUCACCGGCGGAUUCAUCCUUUCGAGUCGUGGGACCCGUGGACUCGAGGCGUCGGUGAUCGAGACUUUCCCCACCAUGGUUUACUCCGAAGUUAAGGUUCAUAAGAUCGGCAAUGGAGCUCUGGAGUGCGCGGUUUGUUUAAAUGAAUUUCAAGACGACGAAACGCUGCGUUUAAUACCCAAAUGCGACCACGUUUUUCACCCUGAAUGUAUCGACAUUUGGUUGGCUUCUCAUACUACUUGCCCCGUUUGUAGAGCUAAUCUCACUCCUCAACCAGGUGAUCCUGUGAGUCAACUCACUGAGUUCAAUAACAACGCCACCGAGUUGGACGUAGAGGGUCAGAACAACGGCGUUGACUCGGAAAGUCAAGAAGAAAGAAGAAACAAUAAUAAUGUUAACUGUGACGUGGACGCUCGCGAUGGUCCGGCGGUUGAUGUAAUUGAUUUGAAUCGAACUUUAAAUAGGAAUCGUACACGUGGAUCAAGAUCUAACCGUACACGCAAACUCUCUUUCACACGGUCUCAAUCAACGGGACAUUCUUUGGUCCAGCCAGGUGAGAACACGGACCGUUUCACUUUGCGGUUACCAGAUGAGGUUCGGAAGCAGUUAAUGAACCGGAAAUUGAACCGAGCAACAAGCUUGGUGAUAUUGCCUAGAGAAAGGAGUUCACGAAGGGGAUACCGAGCCGAGGAAGAUGGGGGGAGCAAUAGAGGGAAGUCCCUUGGGCAGCUCGAGAAGUCGGACCGGAGAGUUAAGUCCGACCGGUGGGUGUUUAGUAUGACACGGUCAUUUUUUAGUAGAGCAUCUUCCAUGAAGUCACCAAAGGUGGCGGCAAAUGAUGGUGAAGGGACCUCAUCAAGUUUGCCGGUUGGACCGGUGGGUGACUCAAGCCGCCUUCCGGUUUAGUGGCUCUUGAAUUUUUUUUUUUUUCAACAAUUUAACCAAAUUUUCGAUCUAGGCUUCCGAUUUUAUGAUUGAACCGAUGUGGGAUCAUAAAAGCUAAGGCAUUUUUGUAAAUAUGUAAUCAAAGAAACGUUUUUUUCCUAUUAACAUUUGGUUUCUUGAUUUUAAUUUGGUCUUGAGGCCAAUGUGUGCUAGAAUCUUAAAAUUCGGGUUUUCAAUCCUUUUUAUUCAAUUCAGAAUGAAAUCAAAUUCAAUCUUAAAUUGAACUGAACAAAAUUUCAAAUUUGAUCAAAAUUUACCAUUUUUAUUAGGAA
Molecule: messenger RNA, 1844 nt
Organism: Durio zibethinus
Lineage: Eukaryota; Viridiplantae; Streptophyta; Magnoliopsida; Malvales; Malvaceae
Source: RefSeq, a predicted model, not a curated record